Messenger RNA from Sinocyclocheilus anshuiensis, 4105 nucleotides. Its product is annotated as formin-like. Gene Ontology annotation, cellular component: cytoskeleton; cytoplasm; actin filament. The record is from RefSeq and is a predicted model, not a curated record. Gene Ontology annotation, molecular function: actin filament binding; microtubule binding. Gene Ontology annotation, biological process: actin nucleation; cortical actin cytoskeleton organization. Lineage: Eukaryota; Metazoa; Chordata; Actinopteri; Cypriniformes; Cyprinidae.
AGUGAUCUCAGCAGAGCUGAUUAUAACCACUGUUGUAAUAGUGAAGCUCCGCCCACUCCACCUGACCCUGCAGGAGAUUACAGAGAGAGAGAGAGAGAGACACUGAAUCUCUGCAUUACACUUCCAGCUCCUGCUUUCAGUAACCAGACACUUGCAGGUGAAUAUCUGCCAGGUUCACCACUGAACAGAGACAGAGGGAGUGGUUAGAGAGAAAAGUAAUCAGACCUGCGCGACUCCUUCCUCUCCAAAGACAACGCUGAACUUUCUCCAGGAGAAACACAAGACUCCGCCGGAGCAGGAAGUGCUCUGAAAAAAAUCCUUGGGAAUGUUUAAGGGAAAUAUCUGGAGCUCGUAUCCGUUAGUUCUGUAAGUUUCCUUUCACUGCCUGAACUACUGAGACACUUUAGUCUCUCUGUUUGGUUUCUCCCAUUUGAGAAUCACACUGAACUGCAGUAAAACUUCUGGAACAGAAGUGUUUCCAAAUGCUGGAGCGAGAGAGAGAGAGAGAGCCGGGGAUUUUCACGCACAAAACCCUUUUGUUUUCUCCGGUCUGUGAAACUAGAGCGCAUGCAGGUUGAAGUAAAACCACACUAACUAUGCAGCUAUUGGAUUUCACCUCAUAGCAUUCAAUGCAAACAGCAAUAUGGAUUCAAACCACACUAGGACCUCUUCAAGUUUUCUCAUGUCCGAUCAGACGACAGCUGUGUUGACGUCAUUUCGAACAUUGCCUGAUGAAGAUGCUAAUGGUGAUAUUGGAGUAGCAGAUCCUUUGAGACCGAAAUCUGGAGAUGGUUUGGAGGAAAACGUGGAGCCUGGACACCAUUAUUCGCCUGUUCAGGAUGCAGAGCGGUCUUCACAGACGUCCUCCGAUCCGUAUCUGGUGCAGGUGACUAGAGUGGAGACGUACAUCGACGAUGAGGAAGACACCUUAGGCCUUCAGGGAAGGGAACGUGACGGAUCUGAGGAGAAACUCGAGCCGUUUGUCGUCAAAGCCGAGAGUCUCGUGGAGCGAUCGCUUAAAGACACUUCGAUUCUGAGCCGGACCGGCUCGUACGGAAAAAUCAACCGCUCGCUGGAUUUCUCAUCCCGCAUUUUGGAAGACUCCAAGAAAGACGUGCCACAUUGGAGCAUUCACAGAGUAGACUCAGCAUCAGAAAUACUAAACAGAAGUUUCACGGGCGACUCGGACGUCAGCAGCUGGAGACGAGUCCUUCCUCUUCACAAACCUGAAGCAGAUAAAGCAGGUGAGGAUGCUUCAUCAGAAGAAGCAGAUCCGGCGUCUCAGACGGAUUCCCAAAAAGGAGAUGCUGAGAUUCCAGCUUCGGUUUUACCCACCUCAGAUCUUCAGCCGGAGACAAAAGGUCUUUCAGAGACGCUCUCGGGAUCUGAGCGCAUGCCAGACGCUCUUUCUCCUCCUCCAAAAGACUCCAAACUGGACAGCAGCUUGGCUAAAAGCAGCGGCGACAGACACCAGCUGCCCGCUUUGUUCAGCGGUUUGCGAGUGUUAAAGAAAGGAGCAGUCGGAGACGAGAGGGAGACGCUUUCAGAAAUCAAACAGCGAGAUGCGGAUCGAGCGCUGCUGAGCCUCAAACAACACGUCAACAAAACCAAACUCCAACAAAACACCAGCACUGGAGUGACUAAAAAGAAAAACGAACCCAGACGUUUGUCUGAAAUCACCGGUUUGCUACAGAAAGCGUCGAGCGCCGAAGUCAAACAGAACGAGGACAAAUCCGACGCCGCAGAUCCGAGCGCUGGUAAAACGGUGACGGAUACGUCGUUUGAUGCUUUAAAAUCCAAAUUAUUCAGCUCGAAACCUGCUAAGAAGGAUCCUGUGGAUGCAGCGCUGGAUCUGGACGCUGUCAGGAGGAAGAAGAAGAGCGAUAAAGAGCUGCUGAGGUCUAUCUUUGAGAGACAGCUGAGUAAAGCUCCAGUCGCUGACCCCAAGAGUCCUACAGAGGAGAAAUCUGAGGUCACGUCUCCGUCAGACGGUGAGGACCGAACCCCUGGCCGUCUGCUGGCCGUCUGGCCUCCACCUAAAGAGGACGGAGAGGAGAAGGUGGGCCUGCGUUACACUGAAGCUGAGCACCAGGCCGCUCUCCUGCAGCUGAAGAGAGAGAGUAAAGAGGAGCUGGAGAAACUGCAUGCGGAUUUCGAGCUGCAGAUCUUCCAGGUUCGAGGCGAGCAUGCGGAGGUCGUGUCUCGUCUGGAGUCGCUCAUCGGCGGGAUGCAGCGGACGCAGGUGUAUAACACCGUCCAGGAGCGCGGCGAGCUACAGGACGUCUGUGUCUCCACAGAAGACGAGCAGCCGCCCAAAAGCUUCCGCAACGUGUGCGUCCAGACCGACCGCGAGACCUUCAUCAAAACCCCAGCGGGCGACGGGACCAGACCACCGGCCUGCCCCAUGAAACCGCUCUACUGGAGCCGCAUCCAGAUUCAGGACAACAAUAAUAACACGCUCUGGAGUUCACUGGAAGAGCCUGAUAUCAUAAACACCAAAGAAUUUGAGGAGCUGUUCUCCAAAGCCAUCGUCCAGCCCAAGAAGAAGCCGCUGUCAGACACGUACGAGAAGAAGAACAAAGCCAAGAAGAUCAUCAAGCUGCUGGAUGGCAAACGCUCUCAGACCGUGGGAAUAUUAAUAUCCAGCCUCCACCUGGAGAUGAAGGACAUUCAGCAGGCUGUUCUGACGGUGGAUCAUUCUGUGGUGGAUCUGGAGACCAUUGAAGCUUUAUAUGAGAACAGAGCUCAGCCUGACGAACUGGAGAAGAUCAAGAAACAUUACGAGACGUCUAAAGAAGACGAGGUGAAACUUCUGGAUAAACCGGAGCUAUUCCUGUACGAACUCUCCCAGAUUCCCGACUUCGCCCGGCGUGCGCACUGCAUCAUAUUCCAGUCUGUGUUCGUGGACUCCAUAUCAUCCGUCCAUCGGAAGGUGGAGAUCAUCUCUGCUGUGUGCAAGACUUUUCUUGAGAAUGACAGCGUGAAGGACGUGAUCGGCCUCAUCUUGGCCUUUGGGAACUACAUGAACGGUGGAAACCGGACCCGAGGACAGGCAGACGGAUUCGGACUGGACAUUCUGCCUAAAUUAAAAGAUGUCAAGAGCAGGGACAAUCGUAUGAGUCUGGUGGAUUAUGUGGUGUCGUACUACCUGCGAAACAUGGACGAGAACGCAGGAACAGAGAAGAGCGUUUUCCCGCUGCCCGAACCUCAGGAUCUCUUCCACGCUGCUCAGGUCAAGUUUGAAGAUCUCGCAAAAGACCUUCGCAAGUUAAAGAAGGAGCUGACAGCGUGUGUGAAGGAGGUUGAGCAGGUGUGUGAAAACUCCUCUGAGGAACAUCUACAGCCCUUCAAGGACAAGAUGGAGACCUUCGUCAGCACCGCACAAUCAGAGUACGAGACUGAAGACGAGCAGCUGCAGGAGGCACAGAAGAGCUUCCAGGAGAUGGUGACGUACUUCGGGCUCAAACCCAAGUCUGGAGAGAAGGAGGUUUCUCCAAACUACGUCUUCAUGCUGUGGUACGAGUUCUGCAACGAUUUCAAGAGCACCUGGAACCGAGAGAAUAAAAGCAUCUACAAAGAGAGACUGAAAGAAGCUCAGCAGACCGUCCAGAAAAUCACAGCUGAGAAGAAAGUGGAGACGAAGAAGACCAACGCAAACAGUCUGAAAGAGCGACUGCGAAAGAAAGAAGCCGGCGUUUCGUCCAGCUGAGGACGUGAAGAGCAUUUCAUCAUCAGACACAGGCCUAAAAGUGUUUGGAAACCCUUCCGAUCACCACAUUUUCCUUCUGCCAAAAUGAAGCACUUUUACACUCCUCCUCACCGGUGAAGCCUAUGCAAUAUCCUGCGUUUACGUGCAACUCAUAUCCAUCCAUUUGAUGUGAGAAAACUACUGAAUCAUAUCAUUAUUACAACCCUACAGUGAGUGUGUGUAAACGAGUGAGUCACAGCCCUGUUUAUUCACAGAAUGAAGGAUUUAUUGAGGAACAGGCCCGGAUGUUAUUAUUACAACUCUAUUACAGUGUCAGAUUUUAUUGACCUUUUUUAAUUUGUACAUUUAUUAGGUGCAAUAAAUGUUUUGAACAUCAGCGUCUGCGAAAGGAGAAAC